AUGGAUACUAUCUAUCAUGCUAGACUCGAAGCACUGCUUCAAGAUACUCCGAUUGUGGAUACCCAUAACGAUUUUGCAUGGCUGAUUCGUAUGAAUCUACAUAAUCAGAUAUACAAAUUUGGGUUCAACUUCAACUCUAAUAGAAUUGUUUCCCAUACAUCAAUCCCAAAGCUUCGUAAAGGUAGAGUUGGUAUCCAAUUUUCAUCGGGAUUUGUCGAAUGCAAGAACCCUGAUCAGUACUCUACUGAUUUUAACUUGAAAUCAAGCAUUGUUAGAGAUACCUUAGAAAUCUUUGACAUCACAAAGCGACUCUGUGCUGAUUAUCCGGAACAUCUUAAAUUUGUCAGAAGCUGUGAUGAAGCUAUUUCAACCUACCAUAACGGGAAGAUUGCUGUUCCUCUUGCUAUCGAAGGUCUACAUCAGAUUGAGGGAUCACUGAGUGUCUUGAGACAGUACUACGAAUUAGGUAUUAGAUAUGCUACGUUGAAUCAUAACUGCGAUAAUCCUUUCAGCACAGCUGCAUCCUCAAUUAUGGCCGGGUUGCCAGACCGCGGACUCUCGCCUUUGGGUGUUGAAUGUAUCAAAGAAAUGAAUAGGCUUGGGAUUAUGGUAGAUCUCUCACAUACCUCAUACAAAACGAUGCAUGAUGUUUUAAACGUGACACAAGCACCAGUCAUAUUUUCACACUCUUGUGCAUGGGCUUUGACCCAUCACGAACGUAAUAUCAGAGACGACGUGCUGUUGCGUGUCAAAGAAAGCGGUAGUGUCGUUCAAGUAUGUUUCUACGGACGAUUCUUGUCUCAGGACCCCAAGAACCCCGAGACCGCCUCAAUUGACGAUUUGGUCGAUCAUAUCUUCUAUAUUGCUUCUCUUAUCGGCUGGGAGCAUGUCGGAUUCGGUGGUGAUUACGAUGGUAUGGAGAAGGCUCCUGUAGGGCUUGAAGAUGUCUCCAAGUACCCUGAUGUUAUCUAUAAGUGUAUGGAAAGAGGUGCAUCUGAUGAAGACGUUAGAGGAUUAAUGGGUAAUAACCUUUUGCGAGUAUGGAAAUCAGUUGAGAUCAUAUCUGAAAUAAUCAAAAGCAAGAUGCUAAGAGGUAGGUGUAUCGAAGCUGAAUGGGAAGGAAGAGAAUGGGAGUAUUUUGAAUGUUUUAAAGACGUCAAUGAAGUUUUCCAAGGAAGUAAAGAACUGUAUUUUUCGGCACAUAAAUGGCUUCCUUCCAAUCAUUGA
Molecule: messenger RNA, 1227 nt
Organism: Kluyveromyces lactis
Lineage: Eukaryota; Fungi; Ascomycota; Saccharomycetes; Saccharomycetales; Saccharomycetaceae
Product: dipeptidase
Exons: 1
Coding region: 1-1227 (408 amino acids)
Biological process (GO): proteolysis
Molecular function (GO): metallodipeptidase activity
Source: RefSeq, a predicted model, not a curated record